CAAGAAGCAGUCAGCACUGGACGCACUGAGUGUGUGGUGCCUGCGGUCAUCCGGGCAGACAGGACGCUGGGCGCCGGGACAUGGGAAGAGAGGCCUGGGCUGAAGCUGGAGGUUGGAGAGGAUCUGUGUGGGCUGGGCGUGGGGGACACUCGGCCUGAGAUGCGCAGGGGCGGGGCGGGGCGGGGUGCAAACCCGGACCUGAGGGGCAGCCUGGGCACACUCAAGGGGUGCAGAUGCAACAGAGCCGGGGUGGCAGAGAUGGGGAAGGACACGGUGGGGCACAGGUGCGGGGGAGCCUGGGUGUCUGCUGUGACGGAGAGGUCGGGAGGAGUGUCUGGGGCUGGGGGCCAGGCGCCUGCAGCAAGCGGGCUGGGGUGGGGAGCGAGGAGGGGCAGGAGUCAGGGGCCAGGGCACUGCCAGCCCAGGCCUGGCCAGGGUGCAGCUUGGGGGUUGGGGGGCGUGAGGGGCACAGGGAGGGUGGGAGCAGUCUUGGAGGGGUGGUGGGACAGAGCCACCCGGUAUGUCUGGAAGGCCGUCCAUCUGGGGGCCAAGGGUAAACUGAGGCUCAGGCGGCCGGCUCGGUGAAGCUGGGUGCCCCGUGUGGAGAGGUCUCGGCCCAGGUGCCCCUCGGCAGGUCCUGGCUCUGCCGGACGGAGCCCACCUCACAGCCCUGUCAUACUCUUGCCUCGUUGACAGGCCUGUUCCCUUGCUCAUCGCCCAUGUCCCCUCGAGAUGGUAGGCUCGGUGGGGCGGGACCAUGUUGUCUUACAUGCUGCUGUGAGGUGCUGUGAACAGGGCCGGGUGGCAGGAGAGGAAGGAAAGAGGGUGACGGGUGCAUGCGUCGUGGGAUGCUGUGGCUGGGUCUCAUCAGGAGUGGGCUGUCUGCGGGGUGGCAGGGUAUAACCUGCGGCUGCGGGUGGGUGGCCAAGCUGGGGGAGGGAAGGUGGCGAAAGUCGCUGGUCCUGAGGCAGGGGGCUGGGGCUUAAGUGGCCACACGAGUGGACGGGUGAUGCUUUCGUCUGGGAUGAGAGGAGACUGACUUCAGGGGCUGCUGCCCCACCCCCAGCCCGACACUGUGCCUGCAGGGGGUCAGGCACAGGGGAUGACAUGGGAGAGCCCCCAGGAAGCUCAUCACGCCCCUGGGCCUGGCGGGGGGCACUGUGGGAUCUGUGACUGCAGGGUGCUCGUGGUGGGGCAGUCAGGCACGCUGCCCGGAGGAGGAGGCUGGACAUGCGUGGGCAGCCGCGGGUGUUCUGCCUCUGGGCUCCCUUCUUGCUUGUCACUCUCCAGCCUCCUUGGGGAACUACUCUUGGGAGGCCCGCCCCACCCUUCUCCGAGGUUCUCAAAAUGCAGGCUACUCUUUAUUUAUUUUAAAAAUGUAGCCCUGGGCAGGACUCCAGGAACGCUUGGUCGCAGUUCUCUGCCUGCGCCCGUGGUGAGGCGGAUGUUUACACACGGCCCAGGGCUGAAGAGCCCUCUGCCUGGUGCUGGGGAAGCUCCCGCCUGUCCCGGGAUCCCGCACUGGCCUCUGGUCUGGGAGGCCCUGAGAACACGGGCUCUAGCCCAAGGUCCCACAGCACAUCCAGGCAUAGUCGGGGUUACCAGGCAUGACAUCUGGGGACUCCCCUCCUGCCCCCACCCCAUGGUCUGGAGCGGGCACUGUCCACCCUCCCCCCCCCAAUCCCACAGCAAACCCACCAGAAAUUACCAUCCAAAAGGGUGUUGGAUCCGGGUGGUCCCCUGAGGGCGUGCACUUGUUCCAGCAAACUGACGGCCUGCUCCGGCCCCUCCAGCUUGGGCACCCCUCUGGGCGGAAUUUUUCUGAGGGCUGUGGGGCCAGAGGGCAAGACGGGGGCAGUCCCUGCUUCCCAGGGGGAAGCGGAGGCUCGGGUGGGUAGUGGGCCCCUGGGGGCAGAUGGAGGGGACCAGUAACUAGGUCUGUGGGACAGCGGAGCCCCUGCCCACCCCACGGCACAGGCUGGUGCCCAUCUUUGGGCCACAGCACCCUGGGCUUCAUCGUCACUGUAGUGCGCGGUGACAGGGCAGCGCCCACCCAGAGCGCUGAAGAGCAGCUUGAAUCUUGGCUCUGUUGUGGCGAACACCCUGCGGAGCGACCCCGCGCCCCUCCCAGCGCACAGCAGUCCCCUUCUCUGCAGAGAGCAGCUCUCGCGGCCCCACCUCAAAGCCGAGUCCUUCGGCCAGCAGCCCCUGCCCUCUGGGGCCUGGUCAGUAAAGGAAAGGGCCGUGGAGCGCGUGUGGACCUGCGGGCUCCUCUCCCGGUGCUGCGUGGCUGCUGACAGGAGGGGGUGGUCCCUGCCCGGGUAGAGUUCACAGCCAGUCCCCUGGGCGCGGCCCCCACACCCACACCCACCCCUCCGCCUUGUGCCCAACUGAUGACUAUGCUCAAGUGAGCUGACUGCCACGGUUCAGAGGCCGGACUCUCCUGAGUCUGUUUUCUGAGCCUGGGGGCUCAGCAUCUCGGGGUCCCCCAGUCUGUGGGGGAGAGAGCCUCAGGAGCGGGGCCUGAGGGCUUCCUGGAGGAAGGGGACACAGCAGGCUGGGGCUUUCCUGAGUUUCUGAUGCUGUGUGCGGCCAGCUGGCCACUGUGGUGGCUGCUGCCUGGGCAUGGGGCUUCCUGGCCCGUCCCCUCCCUGGCCCGGAGGUCACACAGCCAAUUUGGGGAAAAGAGGCCUGGUCUAGGGUGUGCCACUGACACCUCUGGGCCUCAGAAUCCCCACCCAGCGCUGUGGAGGAGCCGAAGUUGGAGCCCUUGUAAGCUUCCCCAUCCAGAGGUCGGCUCAGAGAGGGAGGGCCGCCCUGUAAGCCGUCCCCAACACGAGCCAGGUUCUGGGGUCCAGGCGUUUCUCCUCCCAGGUGACACCUCUGACAUGGCGCUGCUGGAGGCUGACGGAUGACCUGGGCCCAACUGGCUCAGUGUCAGUCCCUACGCCUGAGGGUCCGUCAGCCUCUAGUGCUGCCCACAGGGGUGUGUGUGUGUGUGUGCGCGCGCGUGUGUGCGUGUGUGAGUCUGGCUGGGCGCAUGCGGUGCACGCACAGCCCGACUGGCCGGCGCGGCCUCAGUUUCCCCGCGCUCAGCGCCGCGGCCCGGCCCGCCGCCGCGUGUCGUUUCAGCGCGCUGCAGGAGCAGAAGGGCGAGCUGCGGAAGCGGCUGUCCUACACCACGCACAAGCUCGAGAAGCUCGAGACCGAGUUCGACUCCACGCGCCACUACCUGGAGAUCGAGCUGCGGCGCGCGCAGGAGGAGCUCGAGAAGGUCACGGAGAAGCUGCGCAGGAUUCAGAGCAACUACAUGGCGCUGCAAAGGAUCAACCAGGAGCUGGAGGACAAGCUGUACCGCAUGGGCCAGCACUAUGAGGAAGAGAAGCGAGCGCUGAGCCAUGAGAUCGUCGCCCUCAACAGCCACCUGCUGGAGGCCAAGGUGACCAUCGACAAGCUCUCGGAGGACAACGAGCUCUAUAGGAAGGACUGCAAUCUGGCGGCCCAGCUGCUGCAGUGCAGCCAGACCUACGGCAGGGUCCAUAAGGUGUCCGAGCUGCCCUCGGAGUUCCAGGAGCGCGUGAGCCUGCACAUGGAGAAGCACGGCUGCAGCCUGCCCUCGCCGCUCUGCCACCCGGCCUACGCCGACAGCGUCCCCACCUGCGUCAUCGCCAAGGUGCUGGAGAAGCCCGACCCCGCCAGCCUGUCCUCCCGCCUGUCGGACGCCUCGGCCCGCGACCUGGCCUUCGGCGACUGCGGCGAGAAGCCGGGCGCGCGGCCCCCCUACAAGGGCGACAUCUACUGCAGCGACACGGCCCUCUACUGCCCCGAGGAGCGGCGGCGCGACCGGCGGCCCAGCGUGGACGCGCCCGGGACCGACGUGGGCUUCCUGCGGGCCCAGAACUCCACCGACAGCGCGGCCGACGAGGAGGACGAGGCCGAGGCGGCCGCCUUCCCCGCCGCCUUCCGGCACGAGGCCUUCCCGGCCUACGCGGCCUCGCUGCCCACGUCCAGCUCCUACUCGAGCUUCAGCGCCACGUCGGAGGAGAAGGAGCCGGCGCCGGCGGGCACGCUCCCCGCCGCGCAGCAGGCCCUGUACCGGCCCGGCCGCGACGAGCUCUUCGAGCGCGCGCCGCCCGCCGCCGCCGCCUUCCAGGGCAGCCCGCGCUUCGCCAAGGCCGCGGCCGCCGUGGCCGCGCCGCUCGAGGCCGAGGUGGCCCCGGGCUUCGCGCGGACCGUGUCGCCCUACCCGGCCGAGCCCUUCCGCUUCCCGGCGUCGCCGGGCCCGCGCCAGGCGCUCAUGCCGCCCAACCUGUGGAGCCUGCGCGCGCAGCCGGGGGCGGCGCGGCUGCCCGGCGAGGACGCGCGCGCGCGCUGGCGGCCGCUGAGCGUGGAGGACGUGGGCGCCUACCCGUUCCCCGCGCCCGCGGCCGGCCGCGCGUCGCCCUGCAGCUUCUCGGAACGCUACUACGGCGGCGAGGGCGCCGAGGGCCGCGCCAGCCCGCGCUACGCCGCCUACAAGGCCGACAGCUUCCCCGAGGGCGCCGAGCUGGCGCGCGGCCGCCGCGCCGAGCCCUGCUUCCUCCGCGCGGCCGCCGACCGCAGCCUGAGCCCCGGCCGCGCGGCCGACCCGCUGCCCGGCUACGCGCCCGGGGACGCGCCCGGCGACAGGCUGUGCGCGGCGGCCGGCAGCCCCGAGCCCGAGCGCAGCCCGCACAGCUCCAGGGACUCCCUGGAGCCCAGCUCCAUGGAGGCCUCCCCGGAGAUGCUCCCGGCCGCGCGCCUCAGCCCGCAGCCGGCCUUCGCGCGGACUGGCGGCGCGGGGCUCAGCCGCAAGGACAGCCUCACGAAGGCCCAGCUCUACGGAACCUUGCUCAACUGAGCGCCGCCCGGCCCGGCCCGGCCCGGCCCGGGGCCAGCCUCGCCCCCGCCCCGCCCCGCCCCCCGGCCCCGCCGCCAGGCCCCUCUCGUGCACCUGCCCCCGGCGAGCCGGCCGAGAGCAGGGCCCGCCCCGCGUUGUCGCGUCCGCCCCAGCCCCGCCACGGUGGAACUGCCCCCAGAACGUUUUUCACAUUCCAGCGUCCCUCCCCACCUGAGAUGAGCAUUCCCCCCUUUUAUAAAGUGAAACUAUUUUUAUAGAGAAAAAGGGUCUUUCUUAACGCACUUGGCCUCCAGCUCCCUGGAUGGCAGCCUUGGCGUUUUCAACACAAAGCUCCUUUAUUUUUCGGAUGAGGGCAAGUGGGGCUUGCCCCUUGGAGGGAAGGACGGUGUCCUACGGAGACACCCCGGUGAGCCAGUGACAAGGGAACCCCGAAGCUCUGUCCACAAAGAGGGGAACUGGAACGGGUGAAGGGAUGGGAAACGUUUUAAACUGUUUUCGCCGUGUGGCCGACACCCCCCGAGCUCUCCCGUGGUCCGUCGUCCCAAGUGGGGCCGGUGCUCGUCCCCCAGUGUCCCGCUCCCUGGCACCACCUCGCUCUACCUCAGACGUAUGAGGCCCUCUGACUCCCGGUUUCUGUGGCUUGCUUUCCUGUCGUCCGCCAUGCAUGCCCUGUCUCCGUUAGUACUGUAUUUUGCAUUCAUUAAUAAAAGACAUCGGUGGAAAGAAUCUGGGUCUGGGCUGUUUCUUCUCCCCGCUGCCUUCUGAUCACAGGGACAUGUGGCCCUGGUGUCCUUCCCCGUCUUCUCUCUGCGGCCGAGGCGUCUCCUGACCCUGAUGCUCC
Equus quagga is the source of this 5720-nucleotide messenger RNA. It is a transcript of the gene BEGAIN, whose product is annotated as brain enriched guanylate kinase associated. The record is from RefSeq and is a predicted model, not a curated record. Gene Ontology annotation, cellular component: synapse. The transcript has 5 exons. The coding region runs from base 2912 to 4879 and encodes 655 amino acids. Lineage: Eukaryota; Metazoa; Chordata; Mammalia; Perissodactyla; Equidae.